UUUUCCAGUCACUCAAGCCCGUUGCCCUGGGGACAUGUGACGUCAUCGCAACAGACCAAUAACGCUACAGAGCUUUCUUGUUACGUACUAAAUUUGAAAAGUGAGUCUAGUGCGGGGAGGAGAAAACGGCUACACAGCGGCUGAAGGGAGAGAGCCCGGCACAGAAGCCACGGACGGAUUGGAGCGACCGGCGCCAUGAGGAGAAGUGAGGUAAUUGCCGCUGAAUCUGUGGCAUGCUUAAACUCUGCUUUAUCUCGUCUUCGGGAUAUCUGGGAGGAAAUUGGGAUACCAGAAGACCAGCGUCUGCAGAGAACUGAUGCUGUCAAGAGACAUGUAAAUAUGCUUUUAACAAGAAUGAUUGAUGAAGAAGAAAGCUUGAAGGAACGUCUCCUAAAGAGCAUUGAUGUCUGUCGCCAAGAGCUAAACACACUGUGUGAUGAACUGCAUCUUCCUCCAUUUGAAGAGGAUGAUAGCACUAUUCUGCAGCUGGAAAAGGAUUUACGAACACGCGUUGAAGUCCUGUUGAAACAAAAAAAGGAAAGAAUGCAGGAACUUAAACUGUUAAAGCAACGUGAUCAAGACUUGUGUGACAUUCUGUGCACAUCUCCUUACUAUGUUGAUGGUCAACGUGUUCCAAGCCUGGAUGAACUAGAUCAAUUUAGGAGGCACUUAUCUGCACUUUCUGUAGAAAAGGAAAGUCGUGAAGCAGAGUUUGUGAAAACCAAGAACCGGAUCAUCCUCUGCAUGGAGGAGCUGGAUCACCUGCCUAAUACUAGCUUUGAGAGGGAUGUUGUUUGUGAAGAGGAAGAAGCUUUCUGUCUUUCAAAGGAAAAUCUUUCAGCUUUACAUCAGCUUCUCUUUCAGUUAGAAGAACAGAUUACUCAAAAUCAAUCCUUAUGUGAAGAAUUACGGUCCAAAAUUCUUGAGCUCUGGGAUAGACUUCAGAUCACUGAAGAGGAGAGAAAUGCUAUGUCACUGCAUAUGACUGGAUCAAAAGGAAAAACUAUUAAAGCAUUACAAGAGGAAUUGGAUCGUCUUCAAGAGCUAAAGCUGCAGAAUAUUAAAAUUUUUAUUGAAGUAAUUCGAGCAGAGUUAUCAGCCUACUGGGACAAGUGCUUUUAUAGCAAUGAGCAAAGGCAAACUUUUGCUCCAUUUUAUGAUGUUGACUACAGUGAAGACCUGCUAGCUCUCCAUGAUGUUGAAAUCAACCGCAUCAAGCAGUACUAUGAGGACAACAAAGAGAUGUUUGAAGGUGUGCAAAAGUGGCAAGAGAACUGGAAUCUCUUUCUAGAGCAUGAUAGAAAGGCAACAGAUCCAAAUAGGUUCACGAACCGUGGAGGCAAUCUCUUGAAAGAAGAAAAGCAACGAGCAAAGUUGCAAAAAAUGCUACCCAAGCUGGAGGAGGAAUUAAGAGUUCGCAUUGCAGCGUGGGAAGGAGAACAAGAGCAGGAGUUCUUUGUGGGUGGAAAGAAAUUUAUGGACUAUGUUGCAGAGCAGUGGAACCAGUUUAACCAGGAUAAAGAAAAGGAGAAACAAGAGCGGUUAAUGAAGAAGAACCGUCAGCUAGAGGAAGAAAUGUAUUACGGAAGUGCACCCAGAACACCUAACAAGCGAAGAGUGCUUGGCACUACUACACCUAGUAAACUGCGCAAGCUUAAUGCCACAAAUGUUUCCAGUUCCACCAACAGCACACUGCGCUCUGCAUUCAGUGGGACACUCUGCCAGUCUCCUGUGUCACGUCCACCCCCUAGUGGUGGCAAGCCUGGCCUACCUAUCCGAACUCCAACCAGAGUCUUCAAAACGCCACAGUCGCGGAGGCUGGAGAAAAACAAGGAGAACAUGUCUCAAUUAAGUGGAACCGCCAUGAGCGGUGGGUGCCACCUCACAUUUCCUGCCCAACGUAACCUCAGCGUUAACUCUGUUGCCAGCACCUAUUCUGAGUUUGCGAGGGAUUCCACACAUAUUGACUCCACAUCCAUAUAUUCCAGCGAGAACUUUCAAAAGCUACAAGAGCUAACACCAACCCCCGAAUCCUGAACUCUACCAUAACCAACAUGUAAUAACCUGUCCUGAGAAAUGGACUGAAAUGGACAUAAAAGCAGAUGUACCUUUGGCAUCAGCUGCCACUCUGUGGCAUGUGUAUUGUAGGUGCUUUCUGAUGACUCUGCUUAGACGGGGGAAUGCCCAUGCUAAUUUUGCACUGUAAAUUCAUCUCUAUAGCAUAUAUUAAUAAAACCUUAGUUCGCUUUGAGAUAUAAAGUAUUGGUUAUAAAUGAUCUCUGAAGGUUGGCAUCUGAGGGUUUGCAUUUAUCCAUUCUGCAAUGUUCUUUGUACUGUACAUAGCUUUAGAAUUGGAUGUUCUGACUACAGUUCAUACUGCAAGGUUUGCUGUUUUAUUUGUAUAUAUACGGUUUUUAGAUAAUCAUGAACACUUUUGCACAUUUAUUUCUAAUGUCACUACAUCUCUUCCACAAAAUGUUUGUUGAAAUUCUUAUGGUUCUUGUUUUUGAUGUUUACAUUGCCACAAACUGCUUUAGGGUUAUUAUGGACUUAAAAUGUAAAUGCUGUGGGUAACGUGACCUCAAUACAAUUACAGUGGUGGAGUAGAAGUAAUCUGAUUAUAUUUUCUAGCAGUACAGAGGGAAAAAAGAGCGGCCCACAAUGUGCCACAUGUACAGUUUCAGAAUAGGAAAAACACUACACACUAGUCCAUUUAUUUUAUUUUAAAGCAGAUCCAUUUUUGUGACAAGUGCGUCUGCUAAAUUAGACUCGGGCUAUUCCUAUUGUCCAGUAUGUAGAAGAACAAUGGAUUCCACAAAGCUUCUCAAGACGCAAGUACUUCCUUAUAAUGACUUGGAUCAGUAAUGUCACUAUAGCCACCCAUAUCAGACACGCUGUUGGGGUUCUUUAACCGGCACACAGAAAAGAGAACACCAGUUACUUAGGUGGGUGACUACCCAAAAACUGGGGUAUUCCAAUGAAAUGUUUGCUUUUUAUUUUUUUAUUAAAUUAGUAUUCUCGUCUUGGGCCUAGCUAAUUCUUUAUGGAUCACACCCAAGACCAAGGAGCAUAUUACUCCUGUAUAAAUGAGAUACUAUAAAAUCUCAAAAAUAAAUUACAGAUCUUACCCAAGUGACUGCCUAAACCAUAUACAGUAUGGGUUAAUAUAAACCCAGUUAAUGCAUAUUAAUGUAAUGUGGCCACAAAAUAGGUUUUUAUGAACAGGAUGUGAACUUUGGCCUUGUGUACUUUACAGAUGUCUCUGUACUGAUACUUGUACAUGUGCAAAUAGAGGUCAGUUCUUCAUGGCUUUAAAGAUCCGGUCUGUGAUGCAAUUUGAGGAAAAACUGUAUUUGCGGUAAUGCACCUGGUUGCUUUUGACAUUUUGUACAGUUCUUGUAUAGUAAAUUAAAAGUCUACUUUGUAACUAC
Messenger RNA from Pseudophryne corroboree (corroboree frog), 3431 nucleotides. It is a transcript of the gene PRC1, whose product is annotated as protein regulator of cytokinesis 1. The coding region runs from base 196 to 2037 and encodes 613 amino acids. Gene Ontology annotation, biological process: microtubule cytoskeleton organization; mitotic spindle midzone assembly. The record is from RefSeq and is a predicted model, not a curated record. The transcript has 15 exons. Gene Ontology annotation, cellular component: mitotic spindle midzone; spindle; cytoplasm. Gene Ontology annotation, molecular function: microtubule binding. NCBI's taxonomy places the organism in Eukaryota, Metazoa, Chordata, Amphibia, Anura, Myobatrachidae.